AGGAUAUGCAACUACCGUGGCUGCUUCCUGUCCUGCUGCACUCAAGCAAAGUGUCCAGUCUGCUGAGCAUCCUGAAAUUACUCUGAGGCUGUUUUGCGUUAAAACGGCCGCCUGCAGUCAACUGUUUGUAAGUUAUGAGAGACCGUCGCAUGAUAAGCUAACGAGCAAGUUUGCUAGCUGUUGUGUUAACGUGUGUUCAAGACUGUAACGUCACACACCGAGUCAACUCACCGCUCAAGUGCGCUGCUAACUGGUGUCAAUGUCGUCUGAGGUUCAGAAACCAGUCGACACUGUCAAAUUUAAGCCCACAGAAGACAGCUGGAGCCUGAGUUAUGUCACUGGGGACCUGUUCUCCUGCCCCGAGGAAGAGGCUCUGGCCCACUGCAUCAGUGAGGACUGCCGCAUGGGGGCAGGCAUAGCUGUGAUGUUCAAGAAGAAGUUCCAGGGGGUAGAGGAGUUAAAGGAACAGAAAAAGCUGACAGGACAGUGUGCUGUACUGAGAAGACACAAACGUUUUGUCUACUAUCUGAUCACCAAGAAAAAAGCGAGGGAAAAACCGACCUAUGGCAGCCUGACACAAAGCCUGGAGGACAUGAAGUCACACUGUGAAAAGAACGGAGUAACGAGGAUAUCAAUGCCUCGUAUUGGUUGUGGCCUGGAUGGACUGCAGUGGCCCAGAGUGUCGGACAUUCUGAAACAGGUCUUCAAACACACGGACAUCUCCAUCACAGUCUACAGCCUCCCUGAGAGAGCAGAGACCACAGUGAUGCGGGAAAACAAGCGCAAAAGACCAAUGUAAAUGUCUGUUUAUUGUGAUUAUAAGUUGAUGCUAUCUCCACAGUGGUGAUCUUUUUCACUGGGGAAACAAAUGUAAAGAUAACUUGGAAAUAAAUGUUCUUUUUUGCACAUUAAA
Epinephelus moara (kelp grouper) is the source of this 913-nucleotide messenger RNA. It is a transcript of the gene oard1, whose product is annotated as O-acyl-ADP-ribose deacylase 1. The transcript has 5 exons. Gene Ontology annotation, biological process: peptidyl-glutamate ADP-deribosylation. The record is from RefSeq and is a predicted model, not a curated record. NCBI's taxonomy places the organism in Eukaryota, Metazoa, Chordata, Actinopteri, Perciformes, Serranidae. Bases 260 to 799 code for a protein of 179 amino acids.